This is a messenger RNA of Funneliformis geosporum, 1884 nucleotides long. The record is from the annotation of a GenBank genome assembly. NCBI's taxonomy places the organism in Eukaryota, Fungi, Glomeromycota, Glomeromycetes, Glomerales, Glomeraceae.
AUGCACAACUUUCCGAUAGAAUUUUCCCUCAAUGAUACUCCAAUAAAGCAAAUAUCCACAGCUACAACAACAGUACGUUGUCAAAGAAAUUCUUCUUGUAUUACAACUGGUUUGGUUAAAUGUAAUAAUAAUCAAAAUAAUGUUGUAGGUGAAUGUGAGAGGAAUCGACAGGCUCCUACUUUGCUUUUACAAGAGUAUCAGGUAGAGGAGGAUGGGAAAUAUAAUGAUGUGAAAAACAAUGAUGUAAAAGGUUUAAUACAACAAUUACUCGGUGAAUUACAACAGACUAAAGCAUUGGUCGUUGAGCUCGAAUCCAGAUUGGAAUUGACCGAACAAACCAGUCAAGAAAUUGUCGAAGAAUUAAAAAAUUUAUUAUCAGAAAAUGAGUCAGUUAGUCACACAACAGCUGUUGAUGAUGAUCAAGAAUUGGAGAAUGAUGAAAACAUGAAGAUUGAUGAUCUAGAUAAAGUUGAAUUCUAUCAUCCUUCAUCUUUGAUUGAUCAAACCCAUAAAGAAGAAACCAUUAUUAUCAUGAGUAAUGAACGAGAGAUCGCCUCUCCAAAAUUAUCAUCACCACAUAAUGAAUCAACUGUUGCAUCAACUUCACCAUCUGAAUUAUCAACGCUACAACAUGCUGAUGACACGGAUGAAUCAAUCGAUAGAAUAUGUACGCAAAGUUGGAGCUCCAAUGUAGGCAGUUGGAUAAUCAAUCAUUAUAAUCCUUCUCCAGUAGUAUGUGAAUGCGGACUAUGUUGGUUAUGUUUAGAAUCAAGUGGUAGCAGUUUAUCUUCCACGAUAACCACUGCAAGAACAACUCCAAAAUCUUCAAGAGCAAAUUCAAUUUCUUUAGCCCGAAAUUUAUCUUUUUCUUUGAAACCUCAACAAGAAUCGGAUAAAAGACAAGUUCAAUUGGCAAGGAUAAAGAAACAAUAUCGUAAGAAAUUAGAAGGAAGGUUUGAUUAUAGAAAGAGUUGUGAAGAUUUGGAAAUGGAAUUGCAAAAAUUAAUUACAACAGCCAUUUCGACAGGUGUAGAACAUGGUUUAAUGAAUUCUCCUGUCUAUCAACAAUUCCACGAUGGUGAAGGUGCUCAACGAUAUGAAUCAAAUCCUUUUGAAAUUUUUGGUAAACAUGAACAAUUUAGGGAAUUGGAGAAGGACGUUUUAAAUAAUGAUAAUGGUAAUGUGGAUCAUGAAAAAAAAUCCUCGAAAUGGAGAAGACGUAUUUGGAAUUGUUUACAAAAUAUCGGUGUAAAUUUCGUUAACGAUAAAGAUAACACUCAAGCUAACAUUUACAAGGAUAAUGUUGAGGAAGAAGAUGAAGAUAAUGAAAAUAAUGGUUAUAGUUCGUAUAGUUCAUAUAAUUCUUCAUGGAAUCCAUCUUCGCGUGAUUAUCGAGAAAACUCUAACGAGGAGGGAGAAGAUUCAUCAAAUCCAUUUCCAUCAUCUUUUAUUAAUACUUUAAACUUUGGACAAAACAUUUUUAAUUUUAAUGUAAAUUUAGUUCAUUCAACAACAAAUAAUUACAACAAAAAAAGGACAAAUAAUUAUUUCAAUGAUAUUGAUAAUAGUAGUCAUUCCACUUCCCUCCGAACGCUAGCCUUAAAAAGCAUGAAUUUUCUUGCAAUGAUUGGAUUUAUGUUCUCGAUGUCACAAGCAAUUGGUUCAAAUUCCCCAGCAUCAUCAGCGAUAAUGAACAUUGCGGCUAGAAAUAUUAGAAGUAGAGCAGGAGGAAGGCGAAGUGGGAAUAAUCCAUUAAUAAUGAUUAAAGUUAUUAAAUAUAUUGCCGUUUUAUUUGUCGGAUGGGCUGCUGGCCGUUCCGGAAAAAGACAGAGACAAAGACAAAAAGAAUCAUUUAAUGAGAGUAUUAAAGUUACAGAACUCUGA